AUGGCCCCCGUGUCGUCGGACAAGAUCGUCUUCACACACGGCAAAAAGGCCAAAGAGAAGGUCCGGAAAUGCGGGGCAAGCGCGAAACGAAAGGCCGUGCAGCUAGGCGAGGGAGCCCACGUUUUCUCGGCCGUCGUCCAUUUCAAUCCGACUUACGGUCAAUUAGAUGGAGCUGUCCACGUCCCGGACGGCCAAAGCAUUCCCGACCUGGCGGAACUAUUCAAGGGGAUGCACGGUAUCGGACGCCGACGGCGGGUCACACGCCGUCGACGGAAGAGAUCAACGUCCGAACCUGGUCAAAGUUCGGUGGAGAUCGGCGACGCAAUCGAAGUGGAGGUGGUCGGAAGUAGCGUGCGGGGAACGCCCGAUGGCGUGGGAGACGAAGACACGACGGCGGAGGAAGUCACAAGUGGGGAAGCGGAUGCCCCACACGAAGUCGAAGCCGAUGACGGCGGCGCCGCUGUUUUUGGCGGCACCGUGUCGGGCGUCCAGCAAGACGAGGCUGAUGUGGGCGAACCCCCCAGCAACCCAGUAGAACAUGAACAACGGACGGAUUUAGCACCACUCAACCAAGAUGGCGAGGGCAUGAUGGGGGAUUUUUCCAUGAGCGACGCUGACACAGCGAGUGCGACCGGUGCGGCUCAAGAAGGGUCCUUUUCCGGGCUGCCUGAGAUUGACUUGCGCGACAUCUUCGAGAUGGAAGCUUGUGCGUCUACGUUUGUGUCAGCUGGUGACAGUGAGCUGGGUACACCGGAAGGACAGUCCAGCGAUACCAAUCCUGGUCAGGAAAGGUCGGAGGUGGAGACAUCGGGCGAAACGCUGAAGGAGGGUACGGCGGCAGUCGAAGGGGCAGCCUUAAGCCAUCAGCCGAAAAUUCCACAGGCGCGAACAAUUGCUGCCGCACGUGCCUAUCGACCUGACAGGAGUUCACUCAAGAUCCACCGGUUCUUUUGUCGGGUUUCUCAGCGGAUCCGGCUUGCAAGAUAUGGAGGGGAACUGAACACGGAACAUGUCUGA
Colletotrichum scovillei is the source of this 1017-nucleotide messenger RNA. RefSeq lists its product as uncharacterized. Lineage: Eukaryota; Fungi; Ascomycota; Sordariomycetes; Glomerellales; Glomerellaceae. The record is from RefSeq and is a predicted model, not a curated record. Bases 1 to 1017 code for a protein of 338 amino acids. The transcript has 2 exons.